Messenger RNA from Nematocida minor, 693 nucleotides. RefSeq lists its product as uncharacterized. NCBI's taxonomy places the organism in Eukaryota, Fungi, Microsporidia. The coding region runs from base 1 to 693 and encodes 230 amino acids. The record is from RefSeq and is a predicted model, not a curated record. The transcript has a single exon.
AUGGACAGAAGCGAUAUAUUAAGAGUGUGCGCGUGCUGCAAGGGAUCUCCCACAAUCCUCCUUGCACAGAGCAUGUUUUGCACACAGUGCUUUAUGCUACGUCUGCAAAAGGGAUUCUUUGGCGAGAUAAGAAAGUCUCUCUCCCACACCCCCCGCCACAGAGUGCGAAAAGUGCUGGUGGUGGUUGAAGACACUUUGGCCUCGAGGGCUGUUGAAAAGCUCACGCGAGAGAGCAAAUCAUCGAUGGUGGAGUAUCACUAUUGCUCCUUCACACAGGGCAGACCCAACUGCAUAUACAUUGACUCCAUAGCCACCAAUCACAGCGGCCGCGUGGAGGCUGCGAGAGAGUACGGAUUUGACAAUAACUACGAUUGCGUUUUAUUUAGCCUGUACUCAGUGGAGGUGGCGUACGAGCUGCUGAAGAUGAUAACUGCUGGGGAGGUGGCUCAGUACACCACUGCAUUCAAGGGAGACAAAAUCAUGUCCAUCUGCUACCCUUUUUACUCGCUGUCGUAUAAGUCCGUGCUGUACUACUGCAUGCUAUCUGGGAUCCUUGACCAGCCCUUCAGCAUAAAGACAGAAGACAGCAAGACAAACAGGGCGCACAAAGCUUUGCUGAGAGACCUGCUGAAGAAUUCACCUGCAAGUAUUCUUAAUCUAAUAAAAAUACAACAGAGAGUUGAGGAUAUGUAG